Molecule: messenger RNA, 7982 nt
Organism: Micropterus dolomieu (smallmouth bass)
Lineage: Eukaryota; Metazoa; Chordata; Actinopteri; Centrarchiformes; Centrarchidae
Gene: col14a1a
Product: collagen, type XIV, alpha 1a
Exons: 48
Coding region: 1-5376 (1791 amino acids)
Cellular component (GO): interstitial matrix
Molecular function (GO): protein binding
Source: RefSeq, a predicted model, not a curated record
AUGCCGUCUAGGCUGCUGAUUGUGAGGAUGUUGUCAGAUGGGCAGAUUAGGUGGUGUAUGUGGGCUCCACUGGUGUUACUGGCCCUUGUUUCGCAUUUCCCCAGUAAGGCACAGGGUCAAGUUCCAGCCCCGAGGAGACUGCGUUUCAAAGUCCUGAGCUCAAGCAAGCUUCUCAUUUCAUGGAAGGAGCCCAAAGGAGACUUUGACAGCUAUCUAUUCCUCUACAACAGUAUACCAGGUGGUCAGCAGAGGGAGAUCAUAGUAUCGAAAUCUGACACUAAGGUGUUGAUAACAGACUUCAACCCCUCUAAGGACUAUACUGUCACUGUCAUCGCUGUCAGUGGCAGUGAGCAGAGCAGACCACUACAGGGCAGACAUAAAGCUGAAAGAGGUGAGAGUGGCGGGAGAGACAAGACUGAGCCCCAGAGGCAGACUGAUUCAGUUGUACCUCCUGAGGAUGCCAACGAGAUCUCUGGAGUUGAUCAGUUUGUGUGCCACACUGAGGCCAUUGCUGACAUUGUGAUUCUGGUGGACGGCUCCUGGAGUAUUGGCCGGCUCAACUUCCGGUUGGUCCGCAUGUUCUUGGAAAACCUUGUCAAUGCCUUUGAUGUUGGCUUCGAUAAGACAAGGAUAGGUCUGGCUCAGUACAGCGGUGAUCCCAGGAUAGAGUGGCAUCUAAAUGCUUUCUCCACUAAAGAUGCUGUCAUUGAUGCUGUCAAGAACCUGCCCUACAAGGGAGGAAACACUCUCACAGGCCUUGCGUUGACAUAUAUCUUGGAGAACAGUUUCAAGCCCGAAUCUGGCUCGCGGGUCAGUAUUCCCAAAAUCGGGAUCCUCAUCACAGAUGGGAAGUCUCAGGACGAUGUCAUACCACCUGCGGAGAGCCUGCGAAAUGCUGGUGUUGAGCUGUUUGCUAUUGGUGUGAAGAAUGCCGAUGAGAAUGAGUUGUACUCCAUCGCCUCAGAGCCGGCCAACACUCACGUCUAUAAUGUGGCUGACUUCAACAUCAUGAGCUCCAUAGUAGAGGGACUGACCAAAAAAGUGUGUGAACAAGUGGAGCAACAAGACAAGGACAUCAAGCAGAAACAGACACCAGAGAUGAUAGGGGCACCACUAGACCUGGUGACAUCAGAAGUGGGGGCCAGAAGCUUUCGGGUUUCAUGGAGCCACGCCCCCGGAAGUGUAGAGAAAUACAGAGUGGUUUAUUACCCUGCUCAGGGAGGAGAACCACAGGAGGCUGUAGUGGAUGGUAGUGAGACUUCAGUGGUGUUGCAGCACCUCAGCUCUUUCACCAAGUACCAGCUGGCUGUGUUUGCUGUGUACGCAAAUGAGGCAAGUGAGGCUCUGAGAGGAUCAGAAACAACCCUGGCCCUGCCCACAGUGACGGGGCUCGAGCUGUUUGAUGUGACUCAUAACACUAUGAAAGCAAGAUGGGACAGGAUUGAUGGAGUCUCCGGGUACAUGCUACUGUAUGCACCGCUUACAGAGGGAGGAGACUUGGAUGAGAAGGAGGUCAGGGUAUCGGAUGCAGUGACAGAGCUGGAGCUUGAGAGGUUGAUCCCUCACACUGAAUACACCGUCACUGUUUAUGCCAUGUACGGGGAGGAAGCCGGUGAUCCUGUUUCAAACCAGGAAACUACAUUACCACUGAGUCCUCCAAGCAACCUCCAGUUCUCUGAUGUCACUCACAACUCCGCCCACAUCAGCUGGGACCCUGUGCCCAGAGAAGUUAAAGGUUACCGCAUCGUGUGGAUCAAGACAGACGGACUAGUCGCAAAGGAGGUGGUGGUGAGUGGUGGGAACUCCUAUGACCUUUAUGACUUGUCGCCUCUGAUGGAGUACUCAGUGGCCAUCUAUACCGUGUACGACGAGGACCAAUCAGAGCCACUCACAGACAGAUUCACUACCACUCCAGUUCCUGGUCCUAUGAAUCUGAACUCCAAUGAUGUCAGCACAGACAGCUUCCAGGUCAGCUGGGAUCACUCUGCCAAUGACAUCGUUCUCUACAGACUCUCCUGGGCACCGUUGGCAGGUGGCGACACAAAGGAGGUGGUCUUGAGUGGAAGUGAUAACAGAUACAUCCUGAACGGUCUGAGUCCAUCUACUGAGUACGAAGUUAUGUUGACAGCUGUAUUCAAAGAUGAAUCUGAGAGUGACACCGUCUCUGUUACAGAGACCACAUUGGCCAAGACAACAACGAUUGCUACCACAACCACAGUGGCGCGCCAGGCUGUGAGGAACCUUCAGCUGAGUGACGAGACCACCCAGAGCUUAGAGGCAUCAUGGGAGCUGGACGACCCUCACGUGGAGAGUUACAGGGUCUCCUAUGCCGGCCUCAGGGGCGACCGCGAAGAGGAGUCUGUGUUAGUUCCCGGUGGUCAGAGGAGAGCAGUGCUUGAGCCUUUACUAUCAGACACCCAGUACAAAGUGACAGUCACACCAGUGUACAACGACAGACAAGACGGCAUCAGUGUCUCAGCCCUGGGUUCCACAUUGCCACUCAUGUCUCCUGGAAACCUACGUGUGUCAGAGGAGUGGUACAACCGCUUCAGGGUGACCUGGGAUCCACCUCAGUCUCCUACAGUUGGUUACAGGAUCGUCUACCAGCCCAUCUAUGUUCCAGGACCAGUUUUGGAGACAACAGUGGGUGAAGAUGUGAACACCAUGCUCCUCCUGAAUCUACUAAGUGGGACGGAGUACAGUGUUCAAGUGACGGCUUCCUACCCGACAGGACAAAGUGAACCACUGCUAGUAAAUGCAAAGACAUUGUUCCUCGGUGUCUCUGGCUUGUCAACCUACCAGGUGCGUCCCAACAGCAUUUGUGUCCAGUGGCAGCCUCUUCUACAUGCCACGUUAUACAGAGUCUUCAUACAGUCCACACUCAAUGGUCAGAAGCAGGAAGUCAGCCUGGGAGGUGGUGCUUCCCGACAGUGCUUCUAUGACCUCACUCCAAGCAGCCAAUACCAGAUCAGCGUUCACACCCAGCUGCAGGAAAUGGAGGGACCUUCUGUUUCCAUCACUGACAUGACAUUGCCAGCGCCCACUCAAGCUCCGACUGAACCCCCGACAACAGAGCCCCCUCCCACCAUCCCACCUCCUAAAGAGGUGUGUAAGGAGGCCAAGGCUGACCUGGCUUUCCUGGUCGACGGUUCCUGGUCCAUCGGAGACGACAACUUCAUGAAGAUCACGCGUUUCCUCUACAGCACUAUGGGAUCGCUGGAUCUGAUUGGACCAGAUGGAACCCAGGUGGCCAUCGCUCAGUUCAGUGACGAUGCUCGGACCGAAUUUAAGCUGAGUUCCCAUGGCAACAAGGAAGCGCUGCUGGAAGCUAUUCAAAGGAUCAGAUACAAGGGAGGAAACACCAAGACAGGUCGGGCCAUCAAACAUGUGAAGGAGUCUAUUUUCACAGCAGAGGCCGGGGCUAGAAGGGGCAUUCCAAAGGUCCUGGUUGUUCUCACUGACGGACGAUCACAAGAUGAUGUCAACAAAGUGUCCAAAGAGAUGCAGAUGGAUGGCUAUAUCAUCUUUGCCAUUGGCUUUGCGGACGCAGACUACGGGGAGCUGGUGAAUAUUGCCAGUAAGCCCAGUGACAGACAUGUCUUCUUUGUGGACGAUUUGGAUGCUGUGAAGAAAAUAGAAGAGCAGCUCAUUACUUUUGUCUGUGAGGCUGCCACUGCCACUUGUCCGUCUGUUUUGAUGAGUGGUAACACAAUGACAGGUUUCCGUAUGAUGGAGAAGUUUAGCCUAGUAGAAAAGGAGUACAGCACCAUACCUGGAGUUUCUCUGGAGCCGGGCUCAUUCAAUAGCUUCCCCUGUUACAGAUUACACCGUGACGCCUUGGUGUCACAGCCCACCAAGUACCUUCACCCGGAAGGUUUACCCUCUGACUACACCAUUUCUAUGAUGCUCCGCCUACUUCCUGAGACCCCGCAGGAGCCCUUUGCAUUGUGGGAAAUCCUCAACAAGGACAACGAGCCAUUGGUGGGACUGAUCCUGGACAACUCUGGAAAGACCUUGACAUUCUUCAAUAACGACUACAAAGGAGACUUCCAGACCAUCACUUUUGAAGGAACUGAAAUAAAAAAACUCUUCCAUGGCAGCUUCCACAAGCUCCAUGUAACUAUCAGCAAGACAUCUGUGAAGGUGGUGUUGGAUUGUUCUGUGGUUGGAGAGAAAUCCAUCAAUGCUGCUGGAAACAUUACCACCGAUGGAGUGGAGAUCCUCGGAAGGAUGGUUCGAUCCAGAGGAAGACGGGACAACUCUGCUCCAUUCCAGCUCCAGAUGUUUGACAUCAUCUGCAGUACAUCCUGGGCCAGCAGAGAUAAGUGUUGUGAGCUUCCAGCAUUGAGAGUUGAGGAGCAGUGCCCCCCCAUGCCUCAUGCCUGUACCUGCUCCCAGGACAGCAAAGGACCUCCAGGACCUUCUGGGCCCCCUGGCGGACCAGGCAUAAGGGGAGCCAGAGGAGACAGAGGAGAGCCAGGAGUGACGGGACCUCAAGGGCCAGUGGGAGAGAUUGGCCCUCCUGGACCCUCAGGACCGCCUGGUCCUCAGGGACCCAGUGGUCUCUCAAUUCAGGGACCCCCGGGUCCUGCUGGGGAGAAGGGAGAGAGAGGAGAGAUCGGUCCAGCAGGACACAUGGGUGUUCCUGGAAGCCCGGGCUCCCUUGGUAGAGACGGUCCUCCAGGAGCAAGGGGUCUGCCCGGUAAUAAUGGACCACAGGGACGGCAAGGACCUCCUGGACCCGUUGGAGCACCGGGAGCACCAGGAGCUCCAGGAUCUGGUGGAUCAGCAGGGCCCCAAGGAGAUCAAGGACCUCCUGGUCCUGCUGGUACCAAAGGCGAUAAGGGAGAACGAGGUGAUGUGCAAUCCCAGGCUGCUGUGCGUGCAAUUGCACGGCAAGUGUGUGAACAGCUUAUCCAGAGCCACUUGUCUCGCUAUAACUCCAUACUGAACCAGAUCCCCAGCCAAUCGUCGGUGUCAGUCCGAACAGUACCCGGACCACCAGGAGAGCCGGGAAGGACAGGCCCCCCAGGACCUCAGGGAGAGCAAGGCCCACCCGGCAGGCCAGGCUUCCCUGGUAGCAACGGCCAGAACGGACAACCGGGAGAGCGAGGUCUGCCGGGAGAGAAGGGUGAGAGGGGGAAUCCAGGCAUUGGGAGUCAGGGACCUCGAGGACCACCCGGACCUCCAGGUCUGCCAGGUGAAGGACGGACAGGCAGUCAGGGCCCCCCCGGUCGGCCUGGAAGCCCGGGGACACCGGGGAGGCCGGGGAAUCCAGGUAGCACAGGACCAGCUGGCUCACCAGGAUACUGUGACCAGAACUCCUGUAUUGGGUACAACGUUGGAGUUCAACAGGACUAUGGGAAUGAUUACUGAGGAACAUUCUCCAACCGUCCUCCUCUCCUCCUCCUCCUCCUCCUCCUCCUGUGCCCUGUACAUAAGACUAGAAACUAAGGAAGUUAGAUCAAUUCAAUUAUUUCUCAGCAAUCAAUCAAUUAGGAAUCCAUAUUUCUUAGGAUGGAUAAUUACUCCUGACCCUGGGGUUUAAACUUUCAUCCCUGCAGCAGCGGUUUAUGAAUUGUGUUUCUCCUUUCUCCAGAGACUUUCUUUUUCCAAAUGACUCUUGCAACCAACAUGUAAUUUUGGCAGGAUCUACAAAUCAUUUUAUUCACCCAUUUAAGUUAAAAAGCAAGGUGGCUCCAUAAUAGAACAAGUGAUGUAAGGCUACUUUGUGCCCACAUUUUGGUCUGGCGUAAAUUUUUAGAAGCAUGAUGCUCUGUGGUUCCUUAUGAGUAGAAAAUGGAUUCACUUCUGCUAUCAGUCAACUUUCUUGGUCUAAUUGGAUCAUUAAUCUGGCUGUUUAAUCAUUUGGUAAUGUCAGAGACAAAAAUAGAUUAUUUUACCUUCCCUCAAGACCAAACAAAACCCCCGUAAUGCUGCUGUGAUGAUCACCACCACUGAUCCCAGUACCAUCUGUCAACAAAUACUCAUAUACACACAAUGCUUUUCUGCAGCAGCCUCUGCUUCAAGCUCAAAUCUCUUCAAAACUAAUCCCAUCUUUCAGCUGAUGAAUCAGCUAAAUAGUGAUGAAUUGCUUUGAUGCUGAUUGGCUGCAUUCAAUACUGAACAAAUCCUCUAUCUGUAUAUCUCAUAUACUGUAAGCUGGGCGGAAAAUCUAAAUUUUACCCCCUAAUGUGACCCAGAUGUGAUCUUUUUAUUUCUUGAAAAAUUAUCAAAUCUGGGCAAUAUUGGGUAGAAACAAGAUUUUUCUUCAAUAUUCAAUGCGACUCCUAUUCAACUUGUUUUGUAACCUUUUACUAGAGCACUGCCUCCUUAUUGCUUUUAAGUGGUGGUGGUGGUGGCAUUUAAGGUGGUUUUAAUCCCAAAGUCCGCCUUAACUUUGCUCCAUGCUCACACGUUGGUGGUGGUGGUUUUAUGUUAGCUGCGGUGAUCCAGAAACAUUCUCUCAAACUGACCCUGAAUAUUCCCACCACCCCAGUCCAACCCUUGCCUCAUGGCGGCUACCAGCCCUACAACCAGCCGUACAACCCUGCUGCAGUGGCUUACAACAAUGACCAAGGAGGCGAGGAGGAGGAGGAGGAGGAGGAGGGAGAGGAAGAGCAGGACCCCUAUUACCGUGGUUAUCCCCCUGAGUACUACCCCCAACAGGCCCACGGCCACCACGGUUAUCGCUCAAGCCCCACCCACUCUGAGGACACGGAGCUGAGGUCGCCGGGCGUUGCCAAGAGGUUUCCUCGUGAUGUUGUCAUGGAAGAGAGUGAGGAGGGAGGACUUUAGAGGAAGGAUGGACUCACCUAAAGUGCUUGAGCCCUGCACGCCACAACACACACACACACACACACACACACACACACCUGAUAUUCACACAUGGAAACAAAUCAGACACUAACAUGCACAUACACAUUGUUCCCCAUCUGAAACUGUGGUGAGAACCCCCUCCCCUGUGUAUCCAGUGGUUUCCUCCUCCAGGUGAAACAAUGUAAAUAGCUCUGGGGACUCCUGUACAAUAUCUCUGUAAAAGGGGGGGUCCGAAAAGUGCCUGAUCUAUGUUUGCAUCGUCCAGUGGUAAUGUAAAGGUAAGACCUCUCACAGCUGAUUUCUGGACUGAAACCCUUCUUUUUGUGUGAAGCUGCAUGUCUCCUUUGAGCCGACCAUUCAGUGUGUAACUGGACACGUGCAUCUUGUUUUGUUUGUACGCAACUAGCUAGAUUAUUUUACAAUUCAAAUUGAGGACGAUGAGCCGGCAACAUUUGUACAGGCUGCUUUUUAUAAUGAUAAAUCACGAGUCUUUACUUCAGUGUGUAAAGGAAUAUUGAAUUGUUUUAGAAGUGAUUUUCUCCGUACAGUAUUGUGUUGAGUUUGCUUCUUUUGACAGAGUUUACCCCCCUAAAUUGAUGCAUCAACUUUCUAUUGAAUUUUACCUCAACACUGUCGAAUGCAAAUCAAAUUUAGUUUUUAAAAUUAUUUUUUUUUAUUCAGAGAAAAUCUGGCUACCUUUACAUUUCACCCUGCGAUAUUUCACCCUGUUCCUGCAAAGAUGGACCAGGUUCCUUCUGGGUUUUAGUACUCAGACUUGUGGUGAAUUAAGAGGACAAAUCUGUGUUUGUAUUUUUUUGUUUUGUUUAUUCUUCUUAUGCAAAGUCAGGUCUGCUCACCUGGAAGCUAUUUCCUCACUGGCUGACCUCUGAUCUUUUGCUGGAAUGACACCUGGAUCCAGUUAUUAUUUAAAACGGCAGAUUCUAAGCUCAGUGAAACCAAAAGCACUGAACUACAAAUGUAAUGUAAUGUAACCCCCCCCCAGCACUGAAGUUAAGCUGUGAGCUGGCCCUGGUCUAUUUGAGAUUUAAACUAUUGACCUAUUUAACAUUUUAAAUCAUGUGUCUCACCACCACGCCCCUUAGUACAAUAUGAACUUAUUUAUUUUGUUUGCUUUUAUAACCAAUAAAUCUGUUAUGAAACUA